AUGGGAUAUUAUGUAGGUCGGGUGACCUGUAUAAUACAGAAAUAUGUCACUGUAAUAUGUGCCACUUCCACACCCGAUACAUCGCUCCUUCUGUCAGAAUCAUCCCCGUUGCACUCAGAACUGUCGGGUACACUUUUGGGACAGCCCACUUAUGACUUCUUCCAAUUUGCUCCCCCCGAUCUUCAAGAUGACGACAUUGAUUUAGAUUUCAAUUGUACAAUCCUACUGAUGCCGCCCAACUACAAGCCACCAUCUCCAUUACCUUCAUCUUCUCCGUCUUCGCCCACUUCCUCUCAAAUGGAUUGGUUUCCUUCUUCAGGAUUCCCUCCUCUAACUUCUACCUUGAGAACUAGUCAUGAUAUCUCGUCCCGCGAUGUGGCAGACUUUAAUUUUGCUGGUCCCUCCAGACAUGACUCUGACAACACCUUCGCCCUCACAACUUUGCUGACAUCUCCUCCUCAUCUUUGCCACGUAUUAUCUGCUCUCAUCAACACUGCACAUGUCAAUUCUCGCACGUUUGCUCCAUACAACAAUGCCUCUGCUUCCAUGGCAACUCCUGCUCCUGCGCACACCCCAACUCUGGCAGAAAUCCCUACUUCUGUGCAGCCAUCUACAAUUGUGCCUGAACCUCCCACCACAGAACCUAUUAUGGCCACUCCUUCUCCACCCGCCACAGUUGGCGGGGUGUUACCAGUGACAACAAAGGCUUCCAAAUGCAAGUCCAUGAAGAGCAACACACAUCUCGAGACAGUCUCUGCAAAGCGUCAGAAGAGGGAGGGUGCAGUGGUCUCAUCCACUGAGAGCUCGCAGCCCAUUGAGGGAGGCCAAGGUAAACGACAGCGCUUCUGUCAUAUCCUGCAUUCCGGACCCAGACGUAUCACACACAUCAUUUCCGGAUAUCCAGGUCCGACCAACUUCUAUCUAUGUCCGGAUCUGACCCGCAUCUAA
This is a messenger RNA of Suillus bovinus, 948 nucleotides long. RefSeq lists its product as uncharacterized. The coding region runs from base 1 to 948 and encodes 315 amino acids. NCBI's taxonomy places the organism in Eukaryota, Fungi, Basidiomycota, Agaricomycetes, Boletales, Suillaceae. The record is from RefSeq and is a predicted model, not a curated record. The transcript has a single exon.